UUGUGGGUCCAAUUUAAAAUUAUACAAGCGAGGUUUACAGAGACAAAGUUAUGUUCUCCUUUGAUCGCAAAUCAACGGUCCAGAUUUGUUCUCUUGAUAAUCUAACGCUGUUUAUUGUUUUACACCAUUAGAGAGAUACAAGCGAGGUUUUUCCAAGGGAAGAGAGAGGAAGAUAGGUCCUUUCAUUGAUUGGUAUUCCAGUUUUGUUAUUUUCUGUAAUCCUAGGGUUCUAAAUAUUUUCUUUUGUUCGACGGCAAGCUAACAGAGAGAAAUUGAGGUUUCGAGUGUUGAAAUUUGAAGAGUUUCCUGAACAUUUUUGGUGAAGGUUGAUUGUUGAUUUAACUGAUUUGCUUUCGGAAGUGGAGAAGAAAUUGUGGGUUUGUAUUAAAGAGGACAGAGAAGAAUCCACAGGUAUUUGAAAAUCCUAGUAUAUUGUUGAUUUGUUGCGCUUUUUUGUAAUCUGGUGUUGAAAUCAAAUUGAAGGUUCGCCAAUUGAAAAACACAUAAAAUUGAUCGAUUUUUGACGCGAAUUUUUCAUCGGAAUCCUGUUCGGUCGGUUGAAUGAAAUAAAAAUUUUACUUAGGGUUCUGUCUCUUGAAAAACGUGAUUCCGGCUUCUUUCGGUAAGAUGAUACAGAAUCUACAUGAUUUGAUUAUUUACUCGAUGGAUAUUGAAGUGGAUAAGCUGUGUUUCUUCACUGGUGGCGAAGAAAAAUUUAUAAAAGAUUGGAUGAGAGGUUUUGUUGUACUUGUACUGCUAUGUGCUCUUUUAUUAUAUGAUAUAUGAUAUGAUUUUAAGCAAGAAACCCGCAUAUCAGCUUUGCAGAUGGAAGAUCAGAUCGUUCAAACUAGUUUGUUGAUUAGGAUUUUGAAUUCUGAGUUGAUUAUAAAUACAUGCAAAUCACAAUACUUCUGACGGAAACCUUUAUUUAGUAAUUGGAUCGUGUUGCCCUUGUUUCUUGUGAUUGGAUCUAGCUGCUUUCAUACUGGUGCUUCAGUCUCUUCAGCACAAUGAUUUAAAAUUGCUUUAGAUCAUUUUUUGAAGUUGAAGAUGAUAACUUGAACUUAGCAUUAGGUGCUUUUGCUUGUGAGUUCCUAAUUAAUUAGGCCUUUAUACGCCUCGUAGCCAACCAGAUUCUUGAUUUGCCUCUUAAUGGAGCUUAUGAGAUGAAUAGCUACUUUGUGCUCCUAUGUUGUGCCUUUGGGUUGGUUGGUUUGAAACCGGAAUCCAGUUUUCUUGCUAGGGAUAAAACCAGAUCGGGUGGUUGGACCUCUAAAAUCUCCAUGACUUGAAUGACAACUAUCAUGUAUAUUUAUUUGUAUUAGUCAUUAUCUUGUUGGGGGGGUUGAUGCUUGAAGUGUUAAGGCUUCAGUUUGUAGCUAUGGAAUAUCACACAGGCUUGCAAUCAGGUUCACGCAGUUUGCUGCAAGUUUGACGUGAAAGACAGUAUCCAAAGGCACGAAUACAUCAAGACGAUCGAGGAGGGCCGCUUCAAAGAACAUGAAAAUCGUCCAGAAACAGGAAAACAGGAUAGCUAAACGGCUGAAUAACAUGCAGUGUUUAGAGGCCAAGGAGUCUAAUGUAAUGGUUAAUGGGUGGCAUUUUUCUGGCAACGUGGAUAGUAUUCCUCUCAAGAAAAGGAGGCUUGUAUAUAGAUCUCUGCCUCCUCCUCUUCAAUCUUCCAAUUCCAUUACAGAGUCUGAUGGGCUUGUGGUUGGCCAGUGCGUUUCAGAUCAGUACACACACUUAAAUUUUACCACAGAGUCAAAUGAUGCUUCUGGUUCUGGGAAUGAUUUCUCAGGUAUUGCCAUACUUGCUGCUGCAGCUUGUAGUGAUCGAAUAGAUAUUAGUACCGAUGAUGCCGGAAAGAGUCAAGUUCAGAUGGGUGGUCUUUUAGGUAAGGAACAGGAUGAAUCAAUUGCUUCUGCUUCGGAUGUCAAAGAAAGUAAUAUGUGCAUUCUAUCACCUGAAUUAGAUGUUGAGGAUGCUGAGUGUAGUAAUAGCGUUUGUGCGAUGGAUUCACCAAAAGAUAAUGCUCAAGUGGUUAGCAAAAACAAUGAUGCUAAUGAUGCUGGAAUGACUUUGGUAAGUGAGUCUCAAUUUGUUGCUGUUACAUCUGUCAAUAAAGAAAGUGUUGAAUGCGUUAAUUUAUUCAAGUUGAAUAGAAAUGAUGAUGCACAUGUUAACAAGGAAUCUCUUGCGGACUUUCCUAAUGAAGUUGCUGACAAAUCCCGAGAGAAUUCAAGUUCAACUCGUGAUUAUCGAUUUCACUGGGAUUUGAAUACUGCGGUGGAUGAUGAAUUAUGUGUUGAUUCUAGUACUUGUUUUGUGGAAGUUCCACCAAAGAAUAUUAUGGAGUCCCAAAAUUUGGAUAAUGAGGAAGAUUCUCAGGCAAAAGGAUAUGAGAUCCAGAACUUAGAGGAUGGAGAAGGUUUGGGGGCAAAGAGAUUUGAAGCUACUGAGAAAGGUGAAAGAGUUACCUCCCAACUUGAGGCCUGUAAAGAAGCUGAAUGCUUGGGAUUGCCAAAUAAUGCUAAUUUUAUUAGUGUUCUUUCGACAGCCAGCAAGAUGGAAUAUUGUUCAGAAUUAUCGUCUGGCUUUGAGACUAACAUCAUUAAGGAAACUUUCUCUACUUCCAAUAGCGAUAAUCAUGUGGUUGGAACCUCAGUAUCUGACACUGAUUCUGCAAUCCAACCAGAGUUGGUUAGUGAAGAUGCCACUAUUGAUCACUCUCUUUCUUUGGGGUUAAAUGGCACACAAAAACCAGCAGCUAAAGCGACUUUUAAUGGAACGGGUUUUGAUAUUGUAAAUGAAGUUGCUGAAGAAAUUAUUUGUUCUAUGCAACCUAUGCAGUCUAAAGAGCAUGGCAUUGGUUUCCUUCUUACACCAUUUGCAGAACAUGCUCUCUAUGAAGGCAAGGAUGCUGACUGCAAAAAUGUUGAAGACUUCAAAGAUUCAAAAGGUCCAAGUAAUAAUAAAGUGACCUCUGUGACGUUUCAACCUACUGCAACCAAAUCACUUGAUAGUUGUAAGUGUGAAAUUGCAGCUUCAUUAGAAUCUGGGGAGGUUUCCUGCAAGGUAAAUGACCUUGACCCUAAGAUUCCUGAAGCAUCUGAUAAUCUGAUCUCUCUGGUUGACUGUGAAGUUAAACAUGGAGGAGUUAUUGGUCUACCAUUAGAAUGUCAGCCUUCUUGUUCUGAAAGUCAAAUGGGAGAGUUGAAACAUUCUAUUGUCUCCCUUUGCACAACCAAACUUGAGGAUAUGAUUACUACCUCAAUGACUUUGGGUUAUGAUCGAGCUAUUGGAGGAGUAAUUACAGAAGAACUUGAAGAAAAACCUACUGUCAGAUAUGUCUCUGAAAGUGACCCCUUUAAUGAUCAUAAAUUUGAUUCUCUUGUGCCUAAAACAUUGAGUGGCAACGUGGAUGUUGAUGUAAGCAGCAAACCAACUGGUGGCCAUCUUGUUCAAGAUUCUUUGCGUAUUGGCCGGAAGCCAUAUAUUUCUAACGACGAUUCAAGUCAAGUUGGCAAAAAUGCUGGAAUGGUUACUGAAAUGGAAACUGGUUAUGAAUCUCAUUUGGAAGAUGGAGAGUUGAAAGAGUCACACUGCUGGGAGGAUAAUGAAGGUGAGGAAGGGGAUACUGAACAUGUGGAUUAUGAUUCUGAUAAUAGGGAUGGUGCUGUCUCUUAUGAAGCUGCUAAAGAUUCUGUCCAAUUUUCAGGAGAAGUGCUGGUUGGGGAGGGUGAGAAGAACAGCUUUCAGCCGGAUACUAUUAGUUCUGUUGAUAAGCCAAAUCCUGAUCUGAGCGUUGAAGAUAACUGCUCUUUUAAGUUUCAAGUAUGUGUGUCGACUGUGGAUACUUUGGAAGCAGUAUGUACUAAUAGAAAGUCUUUGUCUCUGAAGGCAUGUUCAGUAGCCAAUGAUUCUAAAAAGGUAGAGACUACUCGAACGGACAGGUCAAGUGUGGAAGUUCAUAGCACUGGAAAUGAUGUUGAUGAUGAACCUCCACGCAAUGCCAUAGGAGCCUCUGCAAGUGGAAGAGAUCCUCAAAUUUCAGACAGAAUAUAUGCUGAUUCUAUGAGAAGAAGCAGUUCUGGCAACUUUGAUUGUAUGCAUGAUGGUGAUGGUCCUGAUGAAUCCUUGACACGGAGCCAGCGUUCUUUACAUGGAAUAGGUCGGUUUGGUGGUCGUUCUUGGAAUCCAGAUGUGAAAAGCAUUGUUGCUAAGUCUACCUCAGAAGAUGAUGGGGAGAGAAUUCUUAUAGGUUCUGGUGAUACUUCACCGCUUAGGGGUCACAAGCCUCGAAUCAUAAACACCUCACGAGGUGGCUGCCAUUUUGUGAGAAGAGGAUUACCUGGUGAGAGGGACAGCAAAUAUGCCAUGGGAAUGGUAAAGGCUAGAGAUAUGAGUCCUGAUUAUAAUCAGAGGAUCAGGUUUGAGAGAUCGAAUGGUAUUAGUAGGGGGGGAUUCAGAGAGGGAUAUUGCAGACCUGGUGUUUAUGAAGGUCCAAAGUCUGAUGGUGAUGGGCCCAUGUUGAAUCGUUUUAGCAGAAGGGAUAGGAGCUUCUCUCCAGUUGGUGAUAGGUUCCGUAGAAAGCCCAGAUCGAGAUCAAGAACUCGCUCACCUGAUUUCAAGUGUGAAGGUAGAAUGAGAAGGGGAAGGUUGCCGUUUCAGCAAGCCAACCACUCUGCUGAGCAUACUAGAGAAAGGAGAUCACCCGCGAGGUUUUUCAAUCAAGGCCAAAGAUUUGAUGUUAAUGAUUCACCUGGAAGACUGAGGUCGGAUGAUUGCGUAAGAUCAAAUAUGCGCACUAUAAGGUUCCAUGAUGCUACUACGUCUGGUAGGGGUCAUGACUUUGAGGAGGGUGAUGACUUCAGGAGGAAACCAUUUUUGCGAAACCAUAGGAGAUCUCGAUCAAGGUCUCGAAGUUGCUCUCCUGAUUUCAGACCUGAUGCUAGAAUGAGCUCAAUGAGGGUCCCAUUCCAACCAUCAGGAGAUCAAAUCAGAGAUCGAAGGUCUCUUGUAAGAGUUUUCCGUCCAGAUCAAAGGUAUGAUGGUAGAGGUUCUCCCGUAAGGCUAAGAUCUGAUGAUUGCCUGAGACCUAUGAGGCGGCCAAUAAGAUUUGUCGACUCAACUCAGCCAGGAAGGGGCCAUGAAUAUAAUAAUAAUAGUAAUAACAGCAGUGAUGAAUACAGGAGGAAGCCUCGGAACAUUUUUGACAGAAUUCAUCCAAUAAGACAUGAUGUUGAGGGAGAUUCUAGACGAUUUCAGUUCGACAAUGACGAGGCUUUGCCUAACCAAAACUUCCGCAGGAAUGACAACUUUGUUAGGGGCGGCGAGAGGAAGAGGCCGGUGGAGUUUAAUAGAGGGCCCAGGCAAGAAAGAGGUAAUAUUAGAUAUAAUUCUGAGAGGAUGUUUCACUCUGGUCCAAAGCAGUUUGGCAGUAUGCGAGAAUAUGGCAGUGAGGACGGUCGUCCGAGGAGAAUAGGACCAUGAAUUCUGGGUCUGCUUGGUGAUUUUGAUUAUCUAGAGGCUCAUACUGAUGGAAAUUUUUUCAUAGCUGCAAGCCUGCAAUAGUUCUUAUUUUUUUUAUAGUUUUGAUUUUUCUGUCCGUUGUGUAUUAGUAAUUGCAGCCUAUUUCUUGGUGCAAUUGAUUAUAGUUAUCUUCAAUCCACAAUGCCCAAGUGCCUAGUGCUGCUAGCUUUGUCUUUGAGAAUCAGUGGGUAGCGGGUAGGUGGUGGAUAUGAGUAAUGGCUGAUUUUCAUUGAUGUCGGCCGAAAUCGUGCCUCCCUUUACUUACUUUUUCUUCUUUCAAAGUUCUUAUAGAAAGAAAUGGUUAUACCUUCA
This is a messenger RNA of Amaranthus tricolor (Joseph's coat), 5847 nucleotides long. RefSeq lists its product as uncharacterized. Lineage: Eukaryota; Viridiplantae; Streptophyta; Magnoliopsida; Caryophyllales; Amaranthaceae. The transcript has 4 exons. The record is from RefSeq and is a predicted model, not a curated record. Bases 1501 to 5496 code for a protein of 1331 amino acids.